Molecule: messenger RNA, 231 nt
Organism: Batrachochytrium dendrobatidis JAM81
Lineage: Eukaryota; Fungi; Chytridiomycota; Chytridiomycetes; Rhizophydiales
Exons: 2
Biological process (GO): tetrahydrobiopterin biosynthetic process
Molecular function (GO): 4-alpha-hydroxytetrahydrobiopterin dehydratase activity
Source: RefSeq, a predicted model, not a curated record
UUACUGACUGCUGACUGGCUGCUGGUUCAAGGUCGAGAUGCCAUCACAAAAGAGUUUCAGUUCACCGACUUUGCUGCUGCAUUUGGCUUCAUGUCUCGUAUUGCCAUUGCUGCUGAAAAGGUAUUUGCACUGUCUUGGUCUAAUGUAUACAAUCGAGUUCAAAUCACUCUUUCUACUCACGAUUGUUCUGGUCUGAGCAUUCGAGAUAUCAACCUGGCAAAGGUGAUUGAU